Molecule: messenger RNA, 2098 nt
Organism: Clarias gariepinus (North African catfish)
Lineage: Eukaryota; Metazoa; Chordata; Actinopteri; Siluriformes; Clariidae
Product: neuropeptide FF receptor 2
Exons: 2
Coding region: 247-1527 (426 amino acids)
Biological process (GO): neuropeptide signaling pathway
Cellular component (GO): membrane
Molecular function (GO): peptide binding; G protein-coupled receptor activity
Source: RefSeq, a predicted model, not a curated record
AUCGUUUCUCAGGAGCCGGAGAACGUGAAGAGAAUGGGACCAGCGGUGCAUGUCUCAUCUCCUGCAGUCAUCAGGGGCAACUGGUUAAAUUGUGGAAAGGUUCCUUCCGUUGCACUUCUAUCACUGGCACGAGGUGAAAAGAUGGAAGGCAGCGGCGACAUGUACUGAGGCAAUUUAAAAACGGAAGCUACAGUCGCACCGUCUCAACCUGCCACAAGCUCGAGCGCUCGGGGAUGCGUGAUUAAGAUGAAUUGCUCCGAAUUCAAUUUCCACAGUCCGAUGUUGUCAAUAAACAGUUCAUUCGUCAGAGCAGAGAGCAGCGAUUUGUUCCCUCAUCACAACACUGAGCUGGAAAGAAUGUUAUUAUUGACCAUCCAGGAGCCAACCACCAUCUCCCUGACUGUAAUGUACUCGCUGUCGUUUUUGGUGGGCUUCAUGGGGAACAUCACGGCGAUUCGGAUCCUCACCAGCCAGAGAAACCGGAAGGUCCAGAGUGUCAGCGCUACAAAGAGUUUACUGAUCAACCUGGCCGUCUGUGACCUGAUGGUGGUCUGCAUCUGCAUGCCCAUCACCCUGGGCCACACCAUCUACACACCCUGGGUGUACGGGGAUCUGCUCUGCAGGGCGGUACCCUUCAUCCAGGCAGUCUCUGUGUCAGCUAGUGUACUCAGCCUGACGGUCAUCAGCGUGAACAGGUACUACAGCGUCCACAGCCCACUGAAUGCCCGCUCCUACUUCACCCGAAGGAAGAUUUACAUCACCAUCAUCAUUGUGUGGAUUCUGAGCUCCAGCAUCUGUUCCCCGCUUCUUUUCAUGAUAAAGUUGGAUGAGAUCUGUCUGAUAAACAUUGCAGUUCCUGUAUGCAGAGAGCUCUGGCCACAAAUGAGGCUCAAGCAGGUUUAUAACGUUCUCCUUUUCAUCACACUCUACUGCAUCCCCGUGGCUUUUAACCUGACCAUCAGUUUCCUUACGGGCCGGAAGCUCUGGAGGGCGUCGAGGCAUUUUAGCGACUUUGACCCGCACAGUCAGGUGAUGUACGCUUCAUGUUUGAAGACGCGGAAGAAGAUUGCAAAGGUGGUCGUCACCCUGGUGCUGCUCUUCGCAGUGUCGUGGUUGCCCCUGUAUGUGACUGAUAUUUUAAUCGACCACGAGAUGCAUCCCCCACACUGGAUCCUACAAACACGGCCAUUCGCCCAGUGGCUGGGUCUUACCAAUUCUAGCCUCAACCCCAUCUGCUACUGUUUCCUGGGGGAUCUGCACCGCUCUGCCAAGAUACUUAAAUCCAAGUACCACCAGAGGAUGUUGUCUCUCCUCAGCACUUCGAGCUCCACCAGGCUACCCAGACUGCUUUUAUUUAAGCGGCAGACAUCCAGCCAGAGGCAAGAGUCUGGGGCUCAGGUGUCUGAGGAAACACUCUCAUAUUGGUGCUCUCACACAAGCGUGGAAGACUUCAACCAGAUGCUGUCUCUUCAAAGCCUGUCUGAGAGGAUGGAGUCUGGGAGCACACCUGACCUCAACAGCUUGUAGAUUGAGAAAUGAGUACCUGUGCUAUAGCAUGGCUAAAGUUACCUCUUUAUUAUUCAGUGAAUUAUGGCCAUAAAAAUGGAUGUGUGGGAAGGGUUUGAUGUGAGCAUGGGUUUAAUUACUUACUUAAGGGUUUAAUUACUUUACCCGCCUCUCACACUUUGGUUGAUCAAAAAUGGAAAACUGUCAGUUUGCAUUGGACAUGAAUAAUGAUUUGGCGACAUGUAAUUUAAACUCAUCAUCUUGUGGACACAAAGGACACAAUCAUGCAUAAAAAAACAAAAUACUUUUUAGUCUAAUUAAAGCAAGAAAAACUAGAAUAUUUAGUUUAAUAGCAAAAACAUCCUAAAAGCUACAAUAUAAUUACACUCCAUUACACUCCAUUGUUCACUAUGGGAAUGUUUUCUGAACAUAUACUGUACAAUAUGUGAAUGUUCCAGUUGUUCCGGUGGUAGUUAAUGCACUUUUUUUGUAGUUUUAGCAUCUGUAAUUGUAUACAGGAUAUUAGCAGCAGAACCGAAAUGUAAUGAGCUACUUUGCACUGUUUUCCAAUAGUCUUGUUUGUGUAAAUGAA